UUCAGCAUGUGGUCACAGCUCGUCUCCAUUGCAUUGGCACUCUGCUCGCUCAGCUUGGUCACUGCCCAGCGCUGUGUGGAUCAGGUGCACCACGAGCAGCCAGCACUAAACGGACGUGUCGACUAUGCUGCCUGCGGCCGAUCUGUGUGCGCCACCGACGGCUACUGCUAUCGUUUGUUCCACAACAUUUGCUACCUGAACGCUUACAAUGUGCGUUUGCUGUUCGCUGGCCAACGGGCACUUGUGCAGGCUGACAUACGGCAUUGCUUGCCAGAGCCAAGGUGGCUCGACUACAACACACCCUACGAUCCACGAUUGCUGGCUAGCCCUUAUGUGAAUGCCAACAAAGGCUAUGCAGGUGCCUACGAAACACCCUAUUUAUAUGAAUCCGUCGAUCCAGAGCCAAGCUACUCCAGAUCAUAUGAUCCCUAUCUCUACUACAAGGCACAGGACACAUAUUCGCCGACCAACGGCUUUUAUUAUAGGAAUAUGCGUGAAUAUUUGACUCAACGUCAGCCGAAGCCAUCGACUUCAUACAGGAAACCUAAAGCGAAAUGCUCAACAACAGCAUCACCAAUAACUGCAUCCACAACAACAGUAUCCACUACACCAAUACCUACAACAACAGCAUCCACAGCCGCAUUAUCCACAUUAGCAGCAUCCACAACAACAGCUUCUACAACAACACCAUCUACAACAUCCACAACAACAGCUUCUACAACAACACCAUCUACAACAUCUACAACCACAGCUUCUACAACAACACCAUCUACAACAUCCACAACAACAGCUUCUACAACAACACAAUCUACAACAACCACAGCAAUAGCUUCUACAACAACUCCAUCUACAACAUCCACAGCAAUAGCUUCUACAACAACAGCUUCUACAACAACACCAUCUACAACAACCACAACAACAACUUCUACAACAUCCACUACGCCAGAAUCUACAACAACAGCUUCCACAACAACAGUUUCUACAACUGCUUCCACAACAAUACCUUCCACAACAAUACCUUCCACAACAACACCUUCCACAACAACGCCAUCCACAACAACAGUACCCACAACAACAGCAUCGACAACACCAUCCACCACAAUAACAUCCACGCCACCAACUACAGUAACUGUAGACUUAUUAGGAUCUGCAGCAGAUGUUGCACAGUCCUCAACACUAUCCACAACGCAUUCGCCAACUAUUUCAAGCACGACGCAAUCAACAACUACAACAACAGCAACGAGCCCACAAACCACAUCGCCGUCCAGCUCGUCAGUUACAGCAGUGUCCACAUCGAGCACCCCUCCGGCUACAACAGCAUCUACCGCAGCACCCACAACCGCCAGCAUCGACUUGGAUGACAACACUCUGGUUUCUCUGGUCUUCACAAUGCCCAAUGGCCGGGUCUUUAGACUCUCUAUGGCCUCGCAGAUAACCAACCCAACAACGGGCAAUAAGACAUGCGCCGAGGAGACGCAGUUAGAGCUGCGAUAUAGGGGCCUAUCGGAGCCGCUGAAGUUCACUGGAUGUCUCUACAACAACUCGACACGAAAUGGAACGAACUAUAGCACCACAACCACUAGCAGACCAACGCCUAAGCCAUACUACAGUCCAAGCAGAUUGAUUGACUAUAGACCCGUUGGCUACCUAUAUAGCAUUACUUAUGGCUCUGCUUAUGAGGCCCCCUACGGAUCCGGUCCUGUACCUCAAUAUAGAGCGGGCCCUGGACCCCGCCAUGGUAAUACUAGGCUUAAAGUUCAUGCCAGCGCCUCCGCUUCAGCAAAUGUCCCAUAUUAUGACUAAUAUCAAUAUCUAUGACCCACCUCAAUGGUACUCGACCCCAUUAUAAUCAAUAAGACUUACUAUUUGUACACCAUGCAUAUACUACAUAUAUAUAAAUAAAUAAAUAAAUAUAUUUUUGAUACCUAA
Messenger RNA from Drosophila mojavensis, 1929 nucleotides. Its product is annotated as cell wall protein DAN4. The record is from RefSeq and is a predicted model, not a curated record. The transcript has 4 exons. The coding region runs from base 7 to 1803 and encodes 598 amino acids. NCBI's taxonomy places the organism in Eukaryota, Metazoa, Arthropoda, Insecta, Diptera, Drosophilidae.